CGUCUCUUCCGAAAAAUCCAAAACCCUAAACGAAACCGUUGGGUCUCGGAUUCGAUUCGCCAUGUGGAAAAUGAGUGCCACUUAAUAACAGCUUCUGAUUACUCGUGGUGGUGACUGAUUGCGUCAGCAGACAUAGCUUCCAACGUUGUCUCUCUCUGUGGAAUCGAAUCUUUGAAUGGAAGAAAGCUCAUCGGAAGAGACGUGCGACAUAUGGGAAGAUUACUUCCGAUUCUGUAAAAGACCUAGAGAGGAGGUGGAUACGAUAAGCAAGCUACCAGAUUCUCUCAUCUCUCAGAUACUCUCCCAUCUCCCGACCACAAAGGAAGCCGUUCGAACCAGCCUUCUCUCCAAACGGUGGAAAACUCUCUACCUUUCGAUCCCCGCGUUGACUCUGAACGCUAACGAGUUCCCAAAUCACAACGCCUUCGUUAGUUUCAUCGAUAGGUUCCUCGAUUUCUCUAGAGAACAGAACUCGAUCCUACACAAGCUGAAGCUAAGUGUUCGAAAGAACAACGUGGAUGAUUCUCCUCCCUGCGUCACGCGGUGGAUAGACUCUGUGUCUUCGUCCAAACUUAACCAUCUCUACGUCGAGUGUCUCGUGAACCGUAAGUUUCUAGAAGCGAUUCCCCGGAGUCUAUACGUAUGCUGCGACACUUUAGUGUAUCUAAGACUCCAUCGUGUCUCCUUGGGCGAGUUCGAGUCUGUGUCUUUACCUUGUCUCAAGAAAAUGGUGUUAGAACACAACGUAUACGCAAACGACGCCAGCCUGGAGCUGUUUAUCUCGUCUUGCUCUGUUCUUGAGGAUCUGAGCAUUGUUAGAAUGGCACCGGAUAAGAUCAAGGUUUUACGUGUGUGCUCUCAGUCCUUAACGAGUCUUCAUAUAGACUUUUUGUUAGGUGAAGACGAUGACUUUGAUGAUGGCUCAGGAGUUUUCAUUGAUUCUCCUAAACUCGAGUUCUUGAAGUUCGAAGAAGAUCUAUCUGAUAGUAAAAUAAUUACCAAUACAGGGUCCUUGGCCAAGGUCAACCUUGUUUUUAUUUUCGGUGAGAAUGAUACUGCUGAUGUAAUCGAGUUACCAAAGCGAGAUAAGCGAGAUAUGAUCCGUAACUUCUUUACUAGCAUCUCUCGUGUUACUGAUUUGAAGCUCUCUGAGCAUAUUGUGGAGUUUCUCCAUUACCACAUUGAAUUCGACCCACUGGUACUGCCUCAGUUUCGCAACCUCUCUCGUUUGAGAACAAAGAUUUUUAUGUGGUGUCUGGACGUGCUGCCAACUCUUCUUGAGAGCUGUCCGAAUCUAAACUCACUCGUCUUGGCACCGGAUUUUUAUCCGGAUGAUGAAGCAGCAGAAAUUAAAUCAGCAUCGAUACCUCGGUGUCUGCAAUCAUCACUAGAGUAUGUAGAGAUAAAAAGUUUCAACGGAAGCCCUGAUAGAAUGAAAGUAGCAAGGUACUUUGUGGAGAACUCACUGGUGCUUAAAAAGCUUGUUCUGGAUGCUAGAUGCAAAACCAUGGAACAAGGGUGUUACAUCACAGAACAGGGGUUUUCCAUGUUUAGGGAUCUCCUUUCAUUGCCCAGGCCAUCUAGUGCGUGUCAGAUCCUACUUAAAUGAUUAGACUCGAGAGUUAGCAUUUUCAAGCUGGUUUUGUUAGACUGCAUUUGGAUUUUUUGGUUCUGUUUUUCUUUCUUGUUGAAGUCUUUGUGUGCUUUUUGGUCACUAGUUAUGGAAUAAUGCUUGAGAAUUCUACAACUGUACAGCUUUGUUUGUCUUCUUUUAAGCCAUCUGUGCACCAUAUCAGCAAGUUUAACAUU
This is a messenger RNA of Raphanus sativus (radish), 1809 nucleotides long. RefSeq names its product FBD-associated F-box protein At5g22730. Gene Ontology annotation, molecular function: protein binding. The transcript has 3 exons. NCBI's taxonomy places the organism in Eukaryota, Viridiplantae, Streptophyta, Magnoliopsida, Brassicales, Brassicaceae. The coding region runs from base 176 to 1609 and encodes 477 amino acids. The record is from RefSeq and is a predicted model, not a curated record.